AUGGAUGGCGGCGACAGUCAUCCGCAGAAGAAGUAUGACCCUUCCUAUAUAGCAGGUCGGGUAGUUCGAGACGCACCUGGCUCCUCUGCAGACCGGUUUAGACAGCAACAACCAGGGUCUACCAGAAGAGGAACGCUCGGCACAGGUGUAACUCCUCAAGAUGGAACUGCACUUCCGCCUUACGGGGGGUUUGACUAUCCUGAAUCCACCCCGUAUAAUACCUCUCAACUACAGAGCGGCUCGCUACAGUAUCAGCAAGGAUUUCCCAAUUCGAGGAACCCUCCGCAACCAGGUCAACAGUCUACCUCGCAGGAGCAGCAGCAGCGGCUACAACAAUAUGACCACAAUAUUGUUUAUAACAUCAAUCCCCAUGACCAGACACCAUCUUCGUACUACCAGCCACGGCAGUCCGCAGCCAUCGAGGUUUUAGCAAACCAGUUCGGAGUUCCACAGUAUUUCCCCCCUGAUGAAUCUACAGCAGGUGCGGGAGCCUCAGCACAAUAUUUAAGCCCCCAGGACCAGCCGCCAACGUUCCCUCAACUUCCCCCAGUGAGCCGGCCUGGGGUGGCAACAUCGUUUGCUGAGAGCAUGCCAGGAUUCAAUUCUACUUCUGGAUCAGAACCUCAAGAGCGACAGGAAGCAACUCAGCAACGAUCCUCCGACCUUGACGAAGCAUACAAUCGUUAUCAGCAAACUUUAAAGCAAGCGUUCUAUGAUAUUCGAGCUGGCCGGCUUGCAAAUGCCAGCGAUUCGAUGCUCGAAAUGUCAGAGUGGCUACUUGGAAAUGCCGUGGAACUAGGACUGGUUCGUGAUCAAGAAGACCUCCACGCGGAUCGAAUUGAUAUGUGGAAUAAUUUUAAUACGUGCUGGCUUGCUAUUUGUCAGAAACAGAAGGAUACAACGCAGGAGAUGUUUGAUACAGGAGUUCGCCCAGCGGAGCUUCUUAGCGAGGACGCAUUGCAAAAAUUGGGAAGAGAAUUAGUCCGACUCUGUGACAAAAUGGAGCAGUACGGCUUAGUUGAUUAUCAAAUGGGGGUCUGGGAAGAGGAGAUCUUAUGUGUAUUGGGACAAUGCCUCGAUCUUCUCGAGAACCAUGAAGAAGCUAGUGCACCAAGCAGGAACAGACUUCCAACGGCUGAUCAGUAA
Microsporum canis CBS 113480 is the source of this 1146-nucleotide messenger RNA. RefSeq lists its product as hypothetical. The transcript is spliced from 3 exons. NCBI's taxonomy places the organism in Eukaryota, Fungi, Ascomycota, Eurotiomycetes, Onygenales, Arthrodermataceae. The record is from RefSeq and is a predicted model, not a curated record. Bases 1 to 1146 code for a protein of 381 amino acids.